AAUUUUUUUGGGUACUCUAUGCUUUGUGCGUCAGUCAAGCUUUGUUGCCAUGGAUAUAUUCUUCAAGACUUUAUAAAAGGUAAGGUGCAAAAGCUGCAAUAAACGGUGGUAUAAAGCUAUAUUUUGCUUAUAAAACUGGAAAGAAAACGCGAUAAGAAGAAUUUUGUAUAUUAAACAAUUCAUGUACAAAUUACUGCUCUCCUAGCCUGCGUGGCAUAGGCUUCUUUACUAUGACGUUUUUGGAAAGUAUCUGGCUUCAUCUUUCAUAAACAUGGUCGUCUAAAUCCCAUUUCAAGAAGCAUAUUUGUCAGUAUGGAAGAUAUUGGCGAGAGCAGUUCGGAGUUGAGAUCGAUAGAUGGUAUCGAAAAUGGAGAAGUGGAUAAUUUUGUCAGCAAUAACUUAGAAAACGGAUUAGAGACUAUUAAUGAACAAGCUGAGAGUACCACUGCUAGGUCUGCCAGUGGCAUUGCAAGUGGAAGUAUCAAUGGUGAUGAAAAACCGGAACUUUCUGAUGUUUUUGACAUGAUUCCAUUAAUCAAAAAGAGAGUGACAUUAAGUCAACUUAAACCAGACAUGUGGACAACUGAACAUAAUGAGGUUAUCAUCAAAUUUUUGAGAGACACAAAAUUGACUGUCCUAAUAGCCUAUGUGGAUCCAAACACAGGUUUUCACAUCAAUAUUCAGCCUCCAGCUUAUAAAAUGGAAGAGAUGUCAUAUUUAAUAAGACAACAGGGAGUGAAGUUGACACCAGAGAACAUUGGCAAAAAGUUGCAGUUUGGUACAAUAAAAGGAAAUCAUAUAGAGAGUCUGCUCAGAGUCAUGACAAAUGUUUAUGCACCGUUAAUUUUUGGAAACAAAUCAUGGCCAGUCAGUAUAAAGAAUGAUUUCUCUGGACACUUGCAUCGUUUUAUGGCAUCCCUGACAGAUGCUAGGCACAAAAUGCAAGGGAAAACUGUAUUGUAUAUUCCUAAUGAGAAUAACAAUUUCACUGUUGAACAAGCUGCAAAGAGCAAAGACUAUGUACAGAGAUUAGAAGCCUCGAUGAUACAUUGGACCCGCCAGAUUAAGGAAGUGUUGAGUAGUCAGGACACGUACGAAACGGCCGAAACCUCUGGUCCUUUAGAAGAAAUUCAAUUUUGGAACAGCAGAUGUAUGGAUCUUUCAGGAAUCAGUGACCAGCUUGAUAAACCUGGAGUAAAACACAUCCAGAAAAUAUUGCAAAUGGCAAAAUCAUCCUAUGUAGCUCCAUUUAUGAAACUUUCCAAGUUGAUUCAGGAUGGAUCUGCCCAAGCGCAAAGUAAUUUGAAAUUUUUAUCAACACUCAAAGCACCUUGCGAAGAGCUUGCUGAAGCGAAGCCAAAAGAUAUUCCAGCAAUGCUUCCAAAACUUCUCAGCCUCAUUCGCAUGAUAUGGAUAAAUUCUGAACAUUACAAAAGUAGAGAACGAUUGACAAGCCUUUUAAGAAAGGUGAGCAAUGAAAUAAUCAAACGAUGUACGAGUACAAUUUGUCUGGAUGAUAUAUUUGAGGGACGUAUACAGACCAGUCUUAAUGCAUUGCAAGAAAGUAUAGCUUGUUGUGAAUCAUGGAAGGAGACCUAUUCAAUGGUAAGUCGAGUGCACAUAAGAUGCUCGUCUCAAGGCUGGAUUCUCGAUCAAACCAGUAUAUUUGCACAAAUUGAUGCUUUUCUUCAACGAUGUAAAGAUUUGAUUGAGGUAUGCGAAGGUCAGAUGCAUUUCGCUCGCAGACAUGAAGGCCCUAAGACGCCGUUACCUUGUUUCCGAGGUAUUCGUGGUCUUGACAUUGUCCGGAGCUUGCUUGAGAUCGAGGCGACGUUUGAAAAGAAUUUACAAAUUUUGAAAGAUGUUAGAAAAACAAUUUUGGACGUAAAGGCUACGACAUGGCAUGAUGAUUACAACAGGUUCCGUACAGGCGUGAAAGAUUUAGAAGUUAUGGUUCAAAAUGUUAUAGCUUCAGCAUUUGAUUCAUUGAGUCGGGUAGAGGAAGGUGUCGAAAUUCUUGAUGUUUUUCAUCAUUUCUCUGCAAGAGAGGCAAUCCGUCGCACAAUUGACAAGAAGACUGUGGAAGUAUUUCAGCUGUUCAAUGAAGAACUAAAUACAGUCAAAAAAGAGUUUAACAAUAAAGCACAAGAACUUCCACCGAUGCAUCCCAAAUAUGCAGGCAUCGCAUACUGGGCAAGGAUGUUGAAAAAACGUAUUGAUAAACCAAUGCUGGCUUUAAACAAUGCGUCGUUUUUGCCUCGUAUUGGAACUGGCGAUGAGAUCCGCGCGCAGUAUCAACAGCUGGCUCAGGCAUUAGACGAGUUUGUGAGGAAGACAUUCAAUGAAUGGACAAUGACAGUUGAUAAGGAUACCGCUAAAUUCUUGGAAACACCGCUCAUGUGUCGCAGUUUGGAGAAGACAGGGAUGUUGGACGUACAUUUCGAUAGGAACUUGCUAAAGUUGCUGAACGAGAUUAGUUAUUGGGAACAGCUAAUGUUUGAGACACCGCAUUAUGUUGCUGAGAUGUAUCAAAAGAAAGAGGAUCUGAGAGUACUUCGCGAAAAUGUUCUUCUUGUUGUAAGAGACUACAACAGAAUAAUUGCGGCGUUGUCAGCUGAAGAAAGAGCCUUAUUCCGAGAAAGAAUUAGGUUUUUGGACAGAAAGAUACAUCCAGGGCUGACAAAACUAACUUGGGCUAGCAAAGGAAUUUCUGAUUACUUUAUUGGUGAAUGCAGGCAAAAUUCAAGCAAGGUGCAAGCAAUUGUUGAUGAAUAUAAGAACGCUAAUCUCAUGAUAUCUAAAAACUGUAUAAAGAUCAGCGAAAUGUUAUUGGUCAUAAUUGAUGGGAAACGUGUCUACGACAAUUUAGAGUUUGAGGAUGACCAGAAAAGUCAUCGCGCUAUCGUUCAAACAAGACUCCAAGAAAUUCACGCUGAAAUUGUUUCUACGAUGAAACAAGUGUAUACUGUGUUUAAAAAUGAUGGCCCUGAAGUACAAACUCAUUGGGUUCGUUAUACAGAAAAAAUGGACCGAAUGGUUGAAGAAGCAUUUCGUCUAAAUGUGAAAUGGUCGCUUCAGGAGCUAUCUCGUGCAAUUAACGGUGAUGGUAAAAACUCUCCGAAUCCCUUGUUUCGAGUAAAAGUUGUUCUUGAAGGAGAUAAGGUCGAAUUUUCACCAACAUUAGCAAAACUGGCAAGCAUUGUAAAUGACACUGCGACACAUCUAACUGAUUGUCUAGCCGUCUUUCAACGCUUACCUGAUCUUUUGACCAAGAAAAGAUCCACUAGACCGGCCGUUCAUGCUCUGAUAUCCAAAGAUGAAGAAAUUAAGAAAAUUCAAACGAGUGUAAAUGUUGGAAUGUCUACAAAUGCAUCACAUCUACAAUCCUAUCUUGGCACAUGGGACAGUUACCGUGAAAUUUGGGAGAUUCAGAAGGACGCUUUUAUCAGACGUUAUCAAAGACUGAAUCCACAAGUUUCGUCAUUCGAUGCAGAUAUUGCCAGGUACACUGAAGUAGCAAACAAUGUACAGAAAGAGGAAACUGUCUUCAACAUCGAGUUUGUUCUCUUGGAUUGUUCACCAUUGAAGUUUGCUCUGCUCAGUCACUGUAAUGAAUGGCAAAAUAAGUUUACGACGUUGUUGAAUGAGAUGGCAAGUAGCAAACUUUUGGAUUUGGAUAAGUUCCUGAAAGAGAACAGCAAGAAGCUAAGUACACCACCUGAAACUCUGGAUCAACUUGGUGAAAGUCUUUCGUUGCUUGAACAGCUGCAAACAGAUUUGAGUAAAAUUGAAGCGAGGUUCCCUCCUUUACAUCAGCAGUUUGCUAUUUUGGAGAAAUAUGAAGUAGCCGUUUCUCCAGAGAUUCAGAAAGUUCUUGAUGAGUUGAACGGAGAAUGGUAUUCAUUCCAACAAUGUCUUACGGAUAGCGAUAUCAUGCUGAAGAAAAGUAAAGAGAAAUUCAAAUCAGGUUUACUUCUGUCCGCAGAAGAAUUAAAGAAAACUGUUUCCAUGCUUGUUGACGAGUUUCACAACAAAGGUCCAUUCAACAGUGAUAUCUCUACUGAGAGGGCACUGGAGGAUGUGAACGAUUACAAAACAAAUGUGCAAAAUCUGAAGGAACAAGAAGCAACCAUAAAGAGAGGACUUGGUAUCUUCAAGAUCGAACAACCAUCGUCAAAAGAACUUCUACAAAUUGAGAAAGAUUUGGAACAUUUGGAUCAGAUAUGGCAUAUCACCAAGGAUUGGGAAGGGCUGUGGGACUCGUGGAAAACUGGUCAGUUUGUUGACUUAGUUACUGAAGAAAUGGAAACUACUGCCCAAAUACAAUUAAAGAAACUCAACAAAGUUGUUAGAGAAGUUAAGGAUCGAAAUUGGGAGGUUUGUGACUCUAUCAAAGGAAGAAUUGAGCAAUUCAAACGAACGAUGCCCUUGAUCCAAGAUUUGAAAAAUCCAGCCAUGAGAGAUCGUCAUUGGACGCAAAUUAAAGAACAUGUUCAGAGGCCAUUUGACGAACAAGGUGACUUUACCCUGGAACACAUUAUUACACUUGGUUUUGAUCAAUAUGCGUCACAAAUAUCUGACGUUUCCUCUGCUGCAACAAAAGAAUUGUCCAUAGAACAGGCAUUGAAUCAAAUAUCAACGACCUGGGAAAGCAUCGUUCUUGAUAUUGAACCUUACAAAGAUCGUGGGCAUUUUAAAUUGAGAGGUACUGAAGAGGUAUUUCAAGUAUUGGAAGACAACCAAGUCACUUUAUCCACGAUGAAAGCUUCGCGCUUCGUCAAAGCCUUCGAGCAGGAGGUUGAUAAAUGGGAAAGAACUCUGUCAUUAAUCUUAGAAGUAACAGAAAUGAUUUUAACAGUACAAAGACAAUGGAUGUACCUCGAGAAUAUUUUCCUUGGUGAAGAUAUCCGCAAACAGCUACCGCGUGAAUCUGCAGAGUUUGAUGACGUCAACAAUAACUGGAAGACUAUCAUGCAAAGGCUACAUAAAGACCCCAAUGCUCUUCGAGGAACACAUUAUCCAGGACUUUUGGAUACUCUCAACGAAAUGAACACAAAAUUGGAGGAGAUACAAAAAUCAUUGGACAUGUAUCUUGAGACCAAACGACAAAUAUUUCCAAGAUUCUAUUUUCUUUCUAAUGAUGACUUGCUUGAAAUUCUUGGCCAGUCAAAGAACCCCGAUGCUGUUCAGCCACAUCUGAAGAAAUGUUUCGAUAACAUUAAAACAUUGAAAAUGGCAAAGCGCGGAAUUUCCCAAAAGAAGGAAGCUCUUGGUAUGUUCUCAGCCGAUGGAGAAUAUGUUGAAUUUGGUCAAACCGUCCUCUUGGAAGGCCCAGUCGAGGCGUGGUUGUGUGACAUAGAGCGAAGCAUGAAAUGGACAUUGAAGGAACUGUUAAAACAGUGUAGACUUGCACUGAAGAAGAAUACAAGCAAGAGGGAUAAGUGGGUGAAAGAUUGGGCCGGACAGCUCAUCAUCACUUCAAGUCAGUUGCAAUGGACCAGUGACUGCACAAAAUCGCUCACCAGCAGCAAAGAACGAGGUGAUAAAAAGGCUUUGAAAAGUUUGAAAAAGAAACAGGUGUCAAUGUUAAAUAAAUUUUCAGAGAUGAUCCGUGGUAAUCUGACAAAACUUCAACGUCUUAAGAUCGUGGCUUUAGUCACCAUUGAAGUACAUGCGAGAGAUGUGAUUGAGAAACUUAUCAAGUCUGGCUGUAAUGAUGUAAAUGCUUUUGAAUGGCUCAGCCAACUCAGACUGUAUUGGGAAAGAGAUAUUGAUAAUUGUGUCGUAAAGCAAACGAAUACUGAAUUUGAAUAUGGUUAUGAAUACCUUGGAAACUCUGGACGCUUGGUUAUCACACCGUUAACUGACAGGUGUUAUAUGACUCUAACAACAGCCUUACAUCUACAUCGAGGUGGAAGUCCCAAAGGUCCAGCAGGUACAGGAAAAACAGAAACUGUGAAAGAUCUUGGGAAGGCCUUGGGAAGUUAUGUGAUCGUCGUCAAUUGUUCAGAAGGAUUAGAUUACAAAUCUAUGGGAAGAAUGUACAGUGGACUUGCUCAGACGGGAGCUUGGGGAUGUUUUGACGAAUUCAAUCGUAUCAACAUCGAAGUAUUGUCCGUGGUAGCUCAACAGAUUUUAUCAAUCCUUUCUGCUCUUGCCGGUGGUCUUUCACGUUUUGUGUUUGAAGGACGAGAGAUCAAUCUUGUAUGGUCGUGUGGAAUCUUCAUUACAAUGAAUCCAGGUUAUGCUGGUCGUACUGAGCUUCCUGACAACUUAAAAAGCAUGUUCCGACCGAUAUCUAUGGUUGUACCCGAUUCUGGCAUGAUUGCUGAGAUUAUCUUGUUUGGCGAAGGAUUUAACAACACAAAGGUUUUAGCAAAGAAAGUCCAUACGCUAUAUUCUCUAGCAGUUCAACAACUAUCCAAACAAGAUCAUUAUGAUUUUGGUCUGCGAGCAUUGACUUCAGUUCUGCGUUAUGCAGGCAGAAAGAAAAGAUCAAACCCUGAUAUGUCCGAUGAGGAGGUUAUCUUAUUAUCAAUGCGUGAUAUGAAUAUUGCUAAGUUGACUUCUCAAGACUUACCACUUUUCCUUGGUAUUGUUCAAGAUCUUUUCCCAGGAGUCGAAACUCCUGUUAUUGAUUAUGGAAAGCUACGUAAUGUCAUUCUCAAGGAAUUAAAGCAGGCUGGUUUGCAAGAGCAUCCUACAACUGUAUUGAAAAUUAUUCAGCUUUAUGAAACCAAAAACUCAAGACAUUCAACAAUGAUCGUUGGUAAAACUGGUUCAGGUAAAAGUGUUAGCUGGCAGAUGUUACAACAAGUUUUGUCCACGAUGAAGAAGGAAGGGGUUCCUGGAUAUAAUUUAGUCAAGGAAUAUCCAUUGAAUCCAAAAGCACUGUCUCUGGGCGAGUUGUAUGGUGAAUUUGAUUUGAAUACUAACGAAUGGACUGAUGGUGUUUUAUCCAGUGUAAUGAGACAGACAUGUUCAGAUGAAAAACCCGAAGAGAAAUGGCUUAUUUUUGAUGGUCCAGUUGAUACAUUAUGGAUUGAAUCAAUGAACUCUGUUAUGGACGAUAAUAAAGUACUAACAUUGAUUAACGGAGAACGUAUUGCAAUGCCUGACCAGGUUUCUCUGUUGUUUGAAGUGGAAGAUCUUGCGGUUGCUUCUCCAGCCACAGUCAGUCGUUGUGGAAUGGUGUUUAAUGAUAUUGUUGAUCUUGGAUGGCAGCCUUAUGUUGAUUCAUGGUUGAGUAGAAGACAAGAUAAGAAAUCUAUCGAACAUCUUCAAAGACUUUUUGAUAAGUUUGUGGAAAAUUGUCUUGCAUUCCGUCGUAAAAAUUGCAAAGAACCAAUCCCAACUUCUGAGCUAAAUUCCGUUGUAUCGUUGUGUGCGUUGUUUGAUGCCUUGGCUACUGAAGAAAAUGGGGUCCAUCCAAACGACGAGAACUACCCACGCAUGUUAGAACUAUGGUUCCUAUUUUCCCUCAUCUGGUCGAUUGGUGCAACCGUAGAUGAAGACAGCCGUAAGAAGAUGGACAAUUUCCUAAGAGAACUCGAGGGACAGUUUCCAAGCAAAGAUACGGUGUAUGAAUAUCAUGUUGAUAUCAAACAACACACAUGGGCCUCCUGGGAAGAUAAGCUAAGAAGUGGUUGGAGAUAUAAUCCAAGUGAGCCAUUUUACAAGAUCACCGUACCAACCGUGGACACAGUACGAUAUGACUUCCUUGUGUAUAACCUCAUAAAAGCUCAUCGACCUGUCUUGUUAUCUGGACCUGUUGGCACCGGUAAAACAUCAGUGGCUCAAGGAGUACUGUCGCGACUAGAUCCAAAAACGUACUCUAUUUUAACAGUCAACAUGUCUGCUCAGACGACUUCAAACAACGUGCAAGAUAUUAUUGAGAGUAAGGUGGAGAAAAGAACCAAAGGUGUUUAUGUCCCUAUUGGUGGUAAGCAGUUGCUUACAUUUUUGGAUGACUUCAAUAUGCCUGCAAAGGAUACGUUUGGGUCCCAGCCUCCUCUGGAACUGAUCAGGCAGUGGGUGGACUAUGGAUUUUGGUACGACAGAAUGAAGCAAAGUGUGAAACAUGUCAAGGAUAUGCACUUACUUGGUGCUAUGGGUCCACCAGGAGGUGGUAGGAUGGUCAUAUCUCGUCGUUUGCAAAGUAGAUUCAACUUGAUCAACAUGUGCUUCCCACAGGAAAGCCAAAUCAAAAGAAUAUUUGGUACAAUGAUCAAUCAGAAAUUACAAGAUUUUGAAGAGGAAGUGAAACCAUUAGGUGAUAUAAUGACACAGGCUACCAUUGACGUCUAUAAUACUAUCGUGGCAAAAAUGUUGCCUACUCCAACAAAAAUUCACUACUUAUUUAACUUGCGAGACAUUUCCAAGGUCUUCCAAGGUCUACUUCGUUCAAGAAAGGAUUUCCAGGAUACAAAACCAAGUAUGACCAGGCUCUGGGUCCAUGAAUGUUUUAGGGUGUUUUCUGAUCGUCUUGUUGAUGAAACCGAUAAAGAGUCCUUCAUUACACUGAUCAGUGACAAACUGGGAACGUUGUUUGAUCUUACAUUUCACAAUCUCUGUCCAAACAAGCAACCUCCAAUAUUUGGUGAUUUUAUGAAGGAUGGUGAGGUAUAUGAAGAUCUCACAGACUUUCCUGCAUUAAAGAAAUAUAUGGAAGAUCAACUGGAAGAUUAUAAUAUGGAACCUGGUGUCAUUCCAAUGAACCUGGUGUUGUUUCGAGAUGCUAUAGAGCAUGUUUCAAGAAUUGUUCGUGUUAUCGGAAGACCGCGAGGUAACAUGUUAUUGAUUGGAAUUGGAGGAAGUGGUAGACAGAGUUUAACGAGAUUGGCGGCUUACCUGAUUGGAUAUAAAGUUUUCCAAAUCGAAGUUACAAGGAAUUACAAAAAGGCAGAGUUUAGAGAUGAUUUAAAGAAGUUGUAUUUCAUGGCUGGAGUGGAUUAUAAACCCACAAUAUUUUUGUUCAAUGACACUCAAGUACUUGAUGAAUCGUUCCUGGAGGACAUCAAUAACAUUCUGAGCAGUGGUGAAGUUCCGAAUUUAUAUAAACCAGAUGAAUUUGAGGAGGUUCGAACUGCUAUAUCUGAAGCUGCGAAGAAUGACGGUAUCACAGACACGCCAGAGUCAAUGUUUGCGUAUUUUAUUGAACGAGUCCGAAGUAACUUGCAUAUUGUGUUAUGCAUGAGCCCUGUUGGAGAUCCGUUCAGGAACCGUAUUCGAAUGUACCCAGCAUUCGUGAACUGCACGACAAUUGACUGGUUCAGUGAAUGGCCAAAUGAUGCCUUGCUUGAAGUUGCUGAGAAAUACCUGGAACCGAUGGAUCUUGGAGAUGAUGAGACAAAAAAGAAUAUCGCGCAAAUCUUUGUCACUACCCAUCGAUCGGUGGUGAACAUGUCAAACCGGAUGUUACUGGAAAUGAAACGUCAUAAUUACGUCACACCUACUAACUAUUUGGAACUUGUCUCAGGUUAUCAAAGUUUGCUUGCUGAGAAACGUAAAGAACUUGGUGACGCCGCUGCCAAGCUUAGAAAUGGUUUGGAUAAGAUUGAUGAAACAAGGGCAAAGGUUGAAUCAAUGUCCAUUGAAUUAGAAGAAGCCAAGGUUAAGGUGGCGAAAUUUCAGAAAGAGUGUGAGGAAUAUUUAGUUGUGAUCGUACAGCAGAAGAGGGAUGCAGACGAACAGCAAAAAUUUGUAGCAGCACGUAGUGAGAAAAUUGGUGAAGAAGAAGAAAAAUGUCGAGUGAUGGCAGAGCAAGCUCAGCACGAUCUUGAUGAAGCAUUGCCUGCCCUGGCUGAAGCUAUGAAGGCGCUGGAAGCUCUUAACAAGAAAGAUAUGACUGAGAUAAAGUCGUAUGGUCGACCUCCAGCUUUGGUUGAGAAAGUAAUGGAGGCAGUUAUGAUUUUACGAGGGAAUGAACCAACCUGGGCUGAAGCAAAGAGACAAUUAGGAGAACAAAACUUUAUCAAGCAACUGAUCAACUUCGACAAAGACAACAUGUCAGACAGAGUGUUAAAGAAAAUUGGUACAUAUUGCUCGCAAGCAGAUUUCCAACCUGAGAUCAUAGGUCGUGUUUCAUUGGCCGCUAAAUCUUUAUGUAUGUGGGUACGAGCUAUGGAAGUAUACGGUAGAAUUUACAGAGUUGUUGAGCCAAAAAGACAGAGAUUGAAUCAGGCUACAAGUCAACUGAAAGAAAAACAGGCCAUACUGACAGAGGCGAAGGCUAAACUUAAAGAGGUAACGGACAGGAUGGAAGACUUAAAGAGACAGUAUGAUGAAAAACUUGCACAAAAAGAAGAGUUAAGAAAGAAAGCUGAACUGACAGAGCUAAAACUGGAUCGAGCAGGAAAGUUGGUAUCCGGGCUGGCUGGUGAAAGAGAUCGAUGGGAGGCCAGUGUGAAGGUUCUGGAAGAAAAUAUUGGUUAUUUAGUUGGCGAUAGUUUAUUGGCUGCUGCUUUCCUUUCGUAUGCUGGACCAUUUCUCUCCAACUAUAGAGAUGAACUCGUUAUGCAAAACUGGAUUGCGCAGGUCCGCGAACUUAAAGUGGCAUGUACGCCCAAGUUUUCCUUCGCAGACUUUUUAGCAAAACCAACAACUGUUCGUCAGUGGAAUAUUCAGGGUUUACCAUCUGAUCAGUUCUCGACUGAGAAUGGUGUAAUUGUUACACGUGGAAAUAGAUGGCCUCUUAUGGUGGACCCACAAGGACAAGCUAUAAAGUGGAUUAAAAACAUGGAAAACAAGAACGGUCUGAAAAUAAUUGACUUGCAGCAAUCAGAUUAUUUAAGAACAUUGGAAAAUGCAGUACAGUUUGGUUCUCCUGUGUUGCUUCAAAACGUUCAGGAGGAGCUUGACCCCUCACUUGCACCUAUUCUUAACAAAUCUUUUAUAAAACGAGGCAACGCGUUGUAUAUCAAGAUUGGUGACAAGGAAGUAGAGUACAAUGCAGACUUUCGAUUUUAUAUCACAACAAAACUCAGUAAUCCUCACUACACUCCGGAGAUCUCAACAAAAGCUUUGAUUGUUAACUUUGCUGUAAAGGAGCAAGGUUUGGAGGCUCAGUUGUUGGGUAUUGUUGUACGAAAAGAGCGUCCUGAACUUGAAGAACAAAAAGAUAAUUUAGUUAUCAACAUCGCUGCUGGGAAGAAAAAACUGGAGGAUCUGGAAGAUCAAAUAUUAAGAUUAUUACAAACUGCUCAAGGAUCAUUGUUGGAUGAUGAGGAACUAGUGAAUACCCUAAAUUCAUCAAAACAAACAUCGCAGGAGAUUGGUGAACAGUUGCAAGUCAGUGAACAGACAGAAAUCAAAAUCGACGCAGCUCGUGAGGGUUACAGAUUAUGUGCCCAACGUGCCUCAAUCUUGUUCUUUGUUCUCAACGACAUGGGUCGUAUUGAUCCAAUGUACCAGUUCUCUCUGGAUUCCUACAUCAGUUUGUUUAAUUUAUCCAUUGAAAAAAGCCAACGAAGUCCACAAUUAGAAAUACGAAUUCACAAUCUCAACGAAUAUCACACUUAUUCUGUUUACAAGUUUACCUGCAGAGGAUUAUUUGAACGUCACAAACUGUUGUUCUCAUUCCAAAUGUGUGCUAAAAUUCUUGAAGCGGCUGGCAAACUCAAUAUGGACGAGUACAAUUUCUUUUUACGUGGUGGUGUGGUUCUUGAUCGAGAAGAACAGAUUGAUAAUCCCUGCACGGGAUGGUUAACAGACACUGCUUGGGAUAAUUUAACCGAACUCGACAAGUUACCUAAUUUUCAUGGCAUCGUGACGUCAUUUGAACAAUACCCACGUGAUUGGAAUAUUUGGUUUACAAGUGCCGAACCUGAAACAACAUCUUUACCAGGAGAGUGGGAGAACGCCUGUAAUGAACUUCAACGAAUGUUGAUAGUACGAUCUUUGAGACCCGAUAGAGUGUCAUUUACUGCAACUUCAUUUAUCAUCAACAAUCUUGGAUCAAAGUUUGUUGAACCACCAGUAUUGGAUAUGAGUUCCGUGGUAGAAGAUUCAACAACACGAACUCCUCUUAUUUUUGUUCUUUCUCCUGGUGUGGAUCCGACAAGUGCUUUAAUUCAACUUUCUGAGAAAUGUGGAAUGAGUGAGCGUUUUCAUGCAUUGUCACUUGGUCAAGGUCAAGCACCGAUUGCAACCAGAAUGAUUAAAGAAGGUGUAAAAGAGGGUAACUGGGUCUUCCUGGCAAACUGUCAUUUAUCUCUAAGUUGGAUGCCACAACUUGAUAAGCUUGUCGAACAAUUACAAGUAGAAAGUCCUCAUCCUGAGUUUCGUCUUUGGCUGAGCAGCAGUCCACAUCCGGAGUUUCCUAUUUCUAUACUUCAAGUUGGAAUUAAGAUGACCACAGAACCGCCCAAGGGAUUGAAAGCAAAUAUGAAACGUCUGUAUCAAUUGGUCACAGAACAACAGUUUACUCGUCGUCAAAAGCAAGACAAAUACAAGAAAUUGCUUUUCUCUCUGUGUUUCUUCCAUAGUGUACUACUUGAACGCAAAAAAUUCCUCAUGUUAGGAUGGAAUAUUAUGUAUGGCUUCAACGAUUCUGACUUUGAGGUUUCUGAAAACUUGAUUGGAAUGUAUCUGGAUGAUUAUGAAGAAACACCUUGGGAAGCUCUGAAAUAUUUGGUUGCUGGUGUGAACUAUGGUGGUCAUGUGACUGAUGAUUUUGAUAGACGACUUCUUAUGACAUACAUCAAUGAUUUUUUCUGUGACGCGUGUUUGGAUACUCCAUACUUCAAAUUGUCAACUUUACCUACAUACUACAUUCCAAAAGAUGGCACUCUUCAAUCAUACAGAGAAUACAUCAGCAUGUUACCAAACGUCGAUCAUCCUGAAGCGUUUGGACAACAUCCAAAUGCUGAUAUCGCAAGUCAAAUUAUUGAAACCAGAAACCUCUUUGGCACAUUAUUGUCACUUCAACCACAAAUUGCUUCAGUUGGUGGAGCGGGUCAAACAAGAGAGCAAAAGGUUUUAGACCUUGCAGCAGAUGUCUUAAAAAGAGUGCCGGAAGAAAUUGAUUAUGAACAAACAGCAAAGAUUAUGGCUGAUGAUCCAUCUCCACUUAAUGUCGUCUUAUUGCAAGAGAUAUCUCGGUAUAACAAACUUCUUGCGACAAUCAAGUCAUCGCUUAUCGAACUAGAACGCGGUAUUAAAGGUCUCGUUGUCAUGUCAUCUGAUUUAGAAGAGACAUUUAAUUGUAUUUAUGACGUUCGUGUUCCACCUCUCUGGGGAAAGGCCUAUCCUUCAAACAAGGCUCUAGCUAACUGGACACGUGAUUUGGUUCAUCGUGUAGAUCAGUUUGCUAAGUGGGCAAGUACAGCGCACCAACCAGUUAUAUUCUGGCUCUCGGGAUUCACAUUCCCAACUGGAUUUUUGACUGCUGUCUUGCAAACAUCGGCGAGACAGAAUAAUAUCUCGGUUGAUACCUUGUCAUGGGAAUUUACGGUUUCUACUGUGGAUGAUAGUAACAUAACUCAGUACCCUAAGGAUGGAGUAUGGGUUCGUGGCUUAUACCUUGAAGGAGCAGGUUGGGACAAGAAAAAUGCCUCUCUGAUCGAGGCAGAUCCUAUGCAGUUGGUGUGUCCAAUACCAACUGUGCAUUUUAAACCAGUAGAAAAUAAAAAGAAAACUGGCAAAGGAAUUUACUCGUGUCCAUGCUACUAUUACCCUAACCGUGCUGGUACCUCAGAUCGUGCUUCCUAUAUUGUAAGUGUUGACUUAAAAUCUGGUGCGAUGACAGCGGAUCAUUGGGUCAAACGAGGAACAGCUUUGCUUAUGAGUUUGGACUAUUAAGACAUCUACCUUCAUGCAUGUAAAUAUUUGUACUGUUUAAAUGAUAUAUUUUAUAUUGUAAAUGAUUAAAUAUAUUAAGUUAACACUUUGUACAUUAUUCAACAAUCGUUAUCCAUUCUGUGGCAGAUA
Messenger RNA from Dendronephthya gigantea, 13929 nucleotides. RefSeq names its product dynein heavy chain 2, axonemal-like. Gene Ontology annotation, cellular component: dynein complex. Lineage: Eukaryota; Metazoa; Cnidaria; Anthozoa; Malacalcyonacea; Nephtheidae. The transcript is spliced from 101 exons. Bases 313 to 13800 code for a protein of 4495 amino acids. The record is from RefSeq and is a predicted model, not a curated record. Gene Ontology annotation, molecular function: ATP binding; dynein light intermediate chain binding; ATP hydrolysis activity. Gene Ontology annotation, biological process: microtubule-based movement.